AUGUUAAACAGGAAGCAGCAGUUUUUCGGCCUCCAAGGCAACAGCCUCUCGUGGGCUAUCACUAUUUGCGCAGGUAGUGCAUUCCUGCUUUUCGGUUAUGACCAGGGAGUCCUGGGCUCCAUUAUAUCUGGCACUGAUUUUCUCGACGCUAUUGGAAUCGCGCCAGAUGACCCCGACACUUUGUCGACCGUCGUUUCGAUCUAUGACAUUGGGAACAUGGUCGGCUGUCUAGCUGCAGCAAUCUGGGGAGGGAGAUACGGCCGCAGGGCAUGCAUCGUACUUGGUUGUAUCAUCACAAUCAUUGGAGCAGCUCUUCAAGCCUCAAGCUAUAGUGUUGCGCAGAUGAUUGUUGCUCGUAUUGUGACUGGCAUUGGAAACGGUAUUAAUACUGCGAUUGUUCCAACCUGGGUGGCUGAAACUGCCAAAAGCGAGCAUCGAGGAAAGCUCAUUGCUACUCAGCUGGCUACUGCGAUCUUUGGCAUCGUUAUCGCAUACUGGGUGAACUAUGGCUUCUUUCAUUUACACGGUCAAGUUGUUUGGCGAUUCCCUAUUGCCUUCCAGAUUAUCUUCGUGUUAUUCACACUAGCCAUGUUGCCGUUUUUACCAGAAAGUCCUCGCUUCUUAUAUCUCAAAGACCGUAUCGAGGAAGGAAAUGCAGUCCUGGCAGCUCUGAAGGCAGCGCCCGAGGACAGCCCCAUUGUACAGGCCGAAGCGGCAGAGAUCUUGGCUGCGAUCCAAAUGGAGAACUCCAUGGGUAAUGCCAGUCUCAAGGAUAUCUUCCUCAACCGGUCGGGAGACCAAAUACUCAAAAGGCUGGGACUUGUCAUCCUCAUUCAGGUCUUGCAGGAAAUGACAGGAACACAAAUUGUUGUUUAUUACAGCUCGUCCAUCUUCAUUACCCUAGGCAUCGAAAGUCGACUGGCGCUGAUCCUUGGAGGUAUCGUCUCGAUUGUAUUCUUCCUAGGGUCUAUCUUUGGUGUUUUGCUUAUUGACAGAAUCGGCCGCAAAAAGUUAUUGAUCUCCGGUACCAUUCCAAUGUUCGUCCUCUACAUUGUGUAUAUGAUUAUGGUAAAGGAUGGGGGUAAGGUCCAACUGUGGGUCGCGUUUGGUGCAACGUGUGCAAUCAUGUUCGCAUUUGGCUGGAGCUGGCUCUCAACGGCUUGGGUGUAUGGUCCAGAGCUCGUUCCAGUUCAGUACCGACAUAUUGGCGGCGCUCUCAAUGCUUUUGCAAACUGGACCUUUGCAUUCGUUACGGUCAAGAUUGCUCCAAUUGGCAUUGCCAACCUCGGAUGGAAAUUCUAUAUCAUUUUCGUUGUCAUGACUUUCAUCCAACUACCAAUCGUGUGGCUGUGUUAUCCUGAGACCAAAGGGCUGUCGCUGGAAGAGAUUGAUGGACUGUUUGUCAAAGAUGUUGUAGCUGCCAAUGUGCUUACCGAUGCCAGUGAGAAGCGGCAUCGACUCGAAAUGAAGGACACAAGCUAUGCCCACGAGGAAGAGUCCAGAUCUUGCGAUGCCCGCAGUCCAUGUACAGCUUGUCAUGAUGAGAAUCUUCAGUCCGUCAAGAGGAUUGCAGCUCUCGAAGAGCGACUUCGACUUUACGAAGGCUCCAGCUCGAUUAAAAACCAUGGGAGCGCCGCCUUGCUUUACAGCACUGAAGUGUUAACCGGUGCUGCCAACAAGCCAGACGAUGAUAUGGUCCGCGCGCUACGAGGUAUUAAUCAUCUGAGAAACGUACCUCGGCACCCUGAGUUUUACGGAGGUUCAUCUGCCAAUUUCUUGAUCGACACCGUCCAAAUUACUGGUCCUGACAGUAAUGAGAAUGAACAUGAGGGAGAUAUCUCUCGUGAUAUACAUUCUCCAGAAAACAGAGCUCAAUUAUGGCUGAAUACCGGAUCGACUCUGUCUUUCGGAAAAGCCUCUGGAGCGCUAUUGCCACCCGAGGCAGUUGCCAAUGAGUAUGUACAUCGCUAUUUCCAGACGGCCCAUCGAAUCUUCCCAAUCCUCAAUCGAAAGCUUCUCGUCGACUCCUGCGCAGACUACUGGAAGGGCCUCCCAACGGAGGGCAAAGGUUAUGAAUACUGGACAGCAGUCAUGUAUAUGGUCAUUGCACUGGGCCAUCAGUACAGUCUGGUUGAUCCGGAUGUGGAGGUGCGCAAACGAGCAAUGGCGGCCCCUCAGCACGGAGAAACCUGUUUUCAACUGGCUAGAUCAACACUCAGCGACGUGCCCUUCAUGGGUGGUGACAUAUCUGCUGUCAAUAGUAUGUUAUUAGCAUUUUUCUGGCUGAGCAACGAACACAGGUUUCAUGAAGCCUACACUGUCCUGGGUGUGGCAUCGCGGAUAGGCUAUGGCAUAGGUCUACACAGAGACUUGAAGUUCGAUCCCACGCUGACAGCGCAAACACCUCAUAUCAUUGGAUGGUGCACUUCCUUCUGGUGUUUGUUCACUUAUGAAAGAGAGAUGGUCGCCUUAUUGGGACGGCCCUGUGCUGUUGAAGCAUCAGAGGUCGAUAUCAAAGCAUUCAACUUGGAAACAUCUCCAGUCGAGCUCCAAUACGUGGAACGGAUGCGGCAAUUCGCCUACGUGACUUGGGAUGCCUACACCCAUGUCUACUCUCUUUCAUUCAAGCAUGCCACUGUUGCUGAGCGAGGUACCGCUCUUCGACAGGCCGAUAAGGCAUUUGAGAGUUGGUUCCAGAGCUGGUUCCACGAUUGUGCGUGGGCGAGAGAACCACAUGGAUUAAUGGCCCAGCUUCGGUUUUUCCAUACGAGAUUAUUGCUGUAUCGAGUGUUUCUCAAUCUGGUUGUGCAGAAGAGCAGAAGAAGAGAACCCAUAACGGAAGACGUACAACACUUGGCAACCACUUGUAUUCAUAUCGCGAUCGAGCUUACCACUCUCACUGUGCAGUCGGUGCAUGUGGGAGUCCGAACAAGUGGGACCUUGCAAGGAGCUAUUUUUCAUGCCAUGGCAUACCUCUGGAAUUCUCUGGUAACUCUACUUUUGUACGCAAGCUCCCAGUCGGCACAACGCUUGCUCAGUCCAAAGCUCGUCAAACCGAUCGACAUUGUUCAAGAAAUCAAAAAUGCCAUGGAAGUUUUUGAGUUCCACAAAGAAGCUGUUGCAUUCGCUCGUACAGCACUACAGAAAGUGAAGGCAUUCCUGGAAAAGAUUGAACGCGCCGAGAGCAGCUCUCAAGUAGUAGAGCACGGUCAGUCCGGAAUUCCUUCUUCGGCCUCACCGGUAUCACUUCUGGAUUGGAGUGCUGGGCCAGGCCUGGAUUUUCCCGACUUUGACGCGCCAUUCAAUGAUUUUCAAACAUUCUUCAACGUUGAUUUAGAAUUCCCGCUAUAUGAAGACUACCUGGAACAGCCCGAUUAA
Exophiala bonariae is the source of this 3378-nucleotide messenger RNA. RefSeq lists its product as uncharacterized. The coding region runs from base 1 to 3378 and encodes 1125 amino acids. The record is from RefSeq and is a predicted model, not a curated record. Gene Ontology annotation, biological process: DNA-templated transcription; carbohydrate transport; transmembrane transport. Gene Ontology annotation, molecular function: DNA binding; zinc ion binding; carbohydrate:proton symporter activity. Lineage: Eukaryota; Fungi; Ascomycota; Eurotiomycetes; Chaetothyriales; Herpotrichiellaceae. The transcript is spliced from 13 exons. Gene Ontology annotation, cellular component: membrane.